Xyrichtys novacula (pearly razorfish) is the source of this 6547-nucleotide messenger RNA. The record is from the annotation of a GenBank genome assembly. NCBI's taxonomy places the organism in Eukaryota, Metazoa, Chordata, Actinopteri, Labriformes, Labridae.
AUGGGUCGUGUGUGGGCUCAGAGCAUGAUCCUGGAGAUCCAAGGAGGGAACCUGAUACUCACAGACACUGAAACCAAGGUGAGCAGGAUAUGAGAGCUGAAAGGGGUGAGAAAGUGAAACUCAAACUUGAUGAGAAUUGACUCCUUCUGACACAGGGGUGGACAAAUGUGCACUAAAAUAAUCAGAUCAAUAUUACAAUAAAUGAGACAUUCUGUCAUAUCAUCAGAUAACAAAUCAACAGAGAUCCUGGGAGAUUUUGGAGUGCUGUAUUUGAUAGCGCCACGAGACAAAAGCAUGAUAUUAUAACCUUGUCAUGGUGUUACCUUUGGGCUUAGGACAAUCUCUGUAAGUUUAGUUGAGAAAUGGCAAAUAUGCCAAUUGGUGUACCCCAAGGUACAAUCCUGGGUCCUUUUAUUUUUUACUCAUACAUGCUACAGUCACAGGCUUUUCCCUUUGUUGUAUAGUUUUUCUUUUACUAUUUUUGUCUAUGAAAGAUACCAUUGGCGAGGACUGUAGUUCAAACAGCCUCCCAGCAGCCUAUUAGUAAAUAAAUUUUAGAAAUUUCAAUGUUUGAAAAGUUAAUUUUUUGUUUUAAUUUAUCUGUGUGUUGUUGACCCAUCAAAAGGUAGUUUAUCUCAUAGUUUACCAAGUGUAUGUGUGUCAGUACAAGUAAAAAUAUCUUAUUGAAUUUAAUUUAAAUCUAGAAAAAAAACAUUAUUUCUAAAUAUUCCAGGACAAAAGUAAGACUUGUUGAUUUUAAUGAGGAAGAAUAGCUGCCAAUGCCAAGAUUUUUAAGAUAAUCAUAAUAUUUGUUUAAAGAAACGAGUUGCAGUGGCAGCCACUUUUAAUCAUUAAAAUCAUUUAUAUCCUUCGUUUUUUUUUUAAACCCUUUGAAUGAGACAUUUCAUGUGGAAUUGUUAGGUGAUAUAGUGACUCACAUUGAGCGUGAUAAGGUGUUUUGACCAGAAAUUAGACAUAUACAGUCAUAUGCAGUGAAGUGAGUUCAUUGUAUGUUGUUUUUUUGCAUGUACCUUGUGAACUUUGCUCAAAUGUAAAGAUAAUAUUUUUUUUGGUUAUUUAAGAUUGUUUCUCAUGCUCUCUGAGUUGGUAACAUCUCCAAUGUCUUAUAAUUUCACUUUUUGGCUACCCGGAUGAGGUUGUCUGGGAGCAGGUAUGAAGAACUGGCCAUUAUGUUUUUAUUCCUGCCUUAAUAUAACGAUAAUCUUACGUAAGGUCAUUGUUCAUUAUACAGCAGUUAACCACAUGUUUGGUUUUUUAUAGUGGAUUCUGUAAACUUCACAUAUAGUUAGUGUUUUAACCUCUAUGCAGAUGACAUACAUUUCUAUAUAUGAGAAUAUAAUCCCAAGAAAUACAGCAGAAACUAUUUUGAGCAUAUUCUAUAUCACGCUACGAUCAAUAGAUACAGUCCCUAUUGGCCUUGAGAAACACCUCUACCCCAUAACGGAUGAGGGUGACUCAAGGAUGUUGGUACAUUUUAUUGGAAACGCAAGAGACUUCAAAAUGAGAAACAUAAGACAUUCAAAGGAUAGGUUACCUCUCCUCAUCCGUGAAGUCUGUUUUUUUCAAGUCUUGUGUAUAAAAACAUCCUUGUUGUGUUUUUCAGGAGGAGCUGGAGUCUUUGGCUCUCAGUGACAUCCUGGAGCUAAAUGCUGUACCGGACUCUGAAGCGAUUCACUCCCUGCUUACACUUUCAGUCCAGCAGAGGGGAAAACACACCACCACUGUCUUUAUGUUUCAGAGUGAAGACGUGAGGGUGAGGACAAACCCAUGGAAAAUGCUGAUAACCACCACUUCAUUAAAGUGAAGAAACUGAUUUAUUUUUUUCUAUUGUUAUAUUUAACAGGCUGACAUUGUUCAGAGAGAUUUUGCACAGGCUCUUUCACGCAGGGGAGAGGAUUCAAGCGUCCAGUAAGUUUUCAAAAAAUUGUGAGAGCAAAUAUCACCACUUUUGACAAUUCUUCUGUAACAUGCUUCUUACACCUUUAGAAGCAGUAAUGCAGGAUCUGUUGCUGGAUAUGUUGGAAUGAAAAACCUUCAUAAUGUUGCAAAAUCUGCUGAACCUGAAGAGGAGAGCCAGUCAGUCGAGUCAGUGCCAGCUCCAGACUAUGGUGAGUUUGUGACAGGAGAAAUAGACCUACUGCACUGAUCAAGAGUUGGUCAAAAUUGACACAAAGUCUCCUUUGAACUUAUAGAGGAGGAUGAGGUCUCAGAUCUAGAGCUGGACUUAUCUCUAGAAGAGGAAGAGGAGCAGGAGACACCAACACCAACACCUGAGCCUAUGAUCACUGAAGAACCGCUGGCUAUUCAACGCCCUUACACAGAACUGGAGAGGAACGUAGUGAGUAUCUUUUUAUCUUUAAACCAGGAUGAAUGGUACUUCACAGUUUAAACAAGAAACACAUGAAAAUGGUUUUCCACUUCCUCCACAGGACAUCUUGAAUCAUACAGUCAGCGACAUUGAGAUCUUCAUUGGAAAAAUAGCGGCAGUAACAGCUAAAAAUGCAAAGAAAAAGAAGAAAAAGAAAGGGAAAGGUACGUUCAUGGAAAAUACAAUGAACAGACUGUUUAAUUAAAACGUACACACUGUUUUUGCAGAAAUACAGUAACUGUGUCUUUGCAUUUAUUUUGAAUUUGUAGCUAUGGAUGACAUGCCUCCUGCUGAAGAGUUUGCAGAGUGUCUCCACAAGAUCAAAUGUGGUUUCAACCUUGUGGUAUGUGCCUUUAAUUCUAUUUACAAACUAUGAUUAUGAUCAAGGUUAUAACUCUUCUUGUUUGGCGUUCAAUCAAUUUAACAUUUUUGCUGCUGUGGGUGAUUUAGUGAAUAAAGUCUGUUUGUUUUGACAGGCGGAGCUCAACGGGGAAAUUGAUAAUCCCAGUGCCCCUGAAUUUGUUCACUCCUUCUUCUCAACGUUGGGAUUUGUAAGUCACUGCAUGUUUGACAUUUUUUGAAAUGGUUAAGCUAGUUGUAUCUUAAAUAACUUGUAACAACAUGUACAGAUUUACUGUAAAAGUUACCGGAGGGGUCAUGCAUUUAUUUGGAGUUAUGUUUUACCUGAUCAGGUGGUGUCUCACUGCCCUGAGGGUCUGCCACAAACCAUUGUGGCACCUCUGCUGACCCCUGUGUGCAUCCGUCUGAUGAGUGAAGAGGCCUCCGCAGAGGAGGACCAGCUGUGGCAAUCUCUGGGAGAUGCCUGGAACAUCCCCAGGUGGGACCCUGUGCAGUAUGGGAGUGGCUGAAUCGUUCAUGGUCUAGAUGAGAGUAUAAGAGUAUAAGUUUCAUGUCACAACAUCUCUGCAGUGACAUUUUGUUCAAGAAUGUAAUUAAGUGCAGGUCCAGGGUACUUGUGCUAGAGUUGAGUUUCCACUGAGUGCUUAUGUAUUUUCUUUACUCUGCUACAAACUCAGAGGGAUAAUUAUGGCGCUUUUUUGCAGCUUAAAACUUUUAGGGCAAUCCUGGCCAAAGUGUUCUUUAACGAUAAAAACUGUCAUAAAAAAAAAAAAAGAAAAUCUUUAAGUUUCUAUAUAUUAAUAAUGAUUAAACCAUGGUUUUUGACCUUUUUAGUUAAUAAAAUUUAUUUUCUUACACAAAAAUCUGAAAAGAGUUCUGGAUCAUUGACAGCUUUUCUGGGAGUCGUCAGAAGUUGAGCCAAAAUUAAACCUGCCCUCUAAACUUCUUGGAUGUUUGAGUUUAAGACCAAUAUAGAAAAUUACAGCGAAUUGUGCUGUUGCUCUUUAACUUAAUCUCCUUCCCCUAAAACCUAUUUAUCACGUGACCCUAUAGGCUGGUGUCACUUGAUUAAACUACCCAAGGUUGGAGGGAGGCUAAUAUUAGCUCAAUGCAAUAUAGCCACAACAGUGAAUGUUGUUGAUGCCAACUUUUUUGCAGGAUUAAUACUUAUGUACAUUUAUGUAACGAUGAUUUUAAAAGCUAGAGUUAGCAACAAUCAGCUGUGCAUCUGUAGUAAUAGAUUUCUUUUAUCUUAAAUUAUCACCAGUACUCAAUGGCCUGAAGAUGAUGAGGACAUCCCAACAUACACUCUGCAGUUCACUGAUGGCUGGCAGCCCCCAGAAGUGUCCACAGCACCUGAACCUAUGACACCUGAAUGGAGACAGGAGAGUCCAAAACCUGCAUCUGACCAGGUACCCAAUUAACAAAAAAAAUCUAGCAUGAGACGGGUGUGAAAGGACAACUACGAUUAAAAGAUGAUAAAUCACUGCAUGCAUCUGUUCUUUUUCUGUUUAGACGGCGACAAAGUGGAAACCAGCUCCUCCCCCACAGAAAGCACGGUAAAUAUAGAAGCACCAAACACAAAAUUAAAGGUCAUGUGAAAUUAUUUUUAAACUAAACAAGCUUUGAUGUCCUUUGAUGCAUUUUCCAGCCCAGCUGAGUCAAAGGGUCCCAUGCGAGUUAUGUCUGACUUCAUCUCAAGAAACCACCGAGAGCUCACUGUCAAAAAGGGAGAAACAGUUCAGGUGAGAACCACUGACAUGAUCCAGCACUCACAUGAUCCGCUUUUUUUUUUUAAAUCACUCCUCCGGUCUUUACUGCAUUUUUGUGUCAACAUUUCCAGCUACUGGACAAGUCGAAGAAGUGGUGGAAGGUGAGGAACAGUGGAGGGGAAGAGGGCUUUGUCCCCCAUAAUGUCCUGGAGGCUCACGAUGAGGCGGCCCUGGAGGUGGGUACUACAAAUUUUACAUCAUAAGGCUUUAAGUCAGAAUAAUGGGGCAACAAACUCACACUGCUCCUCAAAGCUUUCAAACUGCAUUUUGGUUAAUAGACAUCCACUACUCACUGCUUUUAACUACGCGCCAGUUCUUGAUGGUUCUGACCUUUGGGCUGACAUUUACCAAAUUAUAGUGGAAAAAAAAUAUCUCCACAGCAGAAUGAAAUUUAUUGAUCACAGAGUGAAACCUGUGACUUAUUAAAUGUAUGUUUGGAGGCUGUAUUGGCAAACUAAAUGAGAACUAACAUGAGACAUGAGACAGCAGAAUCUUUCUCGAUGACUAAUAUUAACCUUUCCUGUAUUUACCAUUGUUCAGUUUUCUCGGCAGAAUGGAGGCCCUCCUGUCCUGACCAUGAGAUCCAGGCCUGCAGAAGUGAAAGCCUGGCUGGAGGACAAGGGCUUCAGUAAGAUGUAAGGAUAUACAGUUAUUAGAUACCCACUAAGCAAUAGACGUCAGGUUUUUUUUAGACCUAAUUUCAACCGUCUAGAUUCUGUAUGUUUUUAGACGGAAUUUAGACGUUGCACUUUAACCCAUUACUUGAGAAGUGUUUAUUUCAAAAAGCAAGUGUGAGUUGCAUAACUGAUCUCCAAGUACUUAACCAAAAUAAUUAUGAUAGCUGUUGAGCAAUACACAGUGUAGUAUAGAUAUAGCCCAGAUUUAGAUUUAGUCUAAACUUGGUCUAAACUUAGACGUCUAAAAAACUUUCAUUUUUAGAACUGUGGUUGCCUGGUUUUAGACCAGUCAUCUAGGCUACAUUAAGACAUCUAUUAGACCUCUUUAGACCAAAAAAUACUCAGUGGGGACUGUAUAAGCAAAAUCGACUUAAAUCUAUGAAGAAAAGUAUAAGAGGUAAACUGUAUAUUAAGAUGUGAACUCCAGGUGACAAUCUAACCUGCUGUUAUGUAAUCCCAUCGGUCUUUGCCAAUGAUUUUGUAUGUAUGACUGAAUGUAGAAAUACAAUAAUAGAACCUGCUGCUUUACCGAGUUUGGAUUAUGUCAUUUCUCUCCAUCAAUGUUAGUUAACAUGCCUUCUGUUUCCUCUAUUGAUGAACAAAGACACCCAGAAGAAGACUUUAAAAUGUGUCAGUUAAUUGGCACAAUUAAAGAUCCUCAAUUGUCGGUGUGAUACUCAAGUCUGAUACUCAAAGGAAAAUCACAGAUUUAACCCACUAGGAGUCACUAGAGGUAUUGUUCAAGAUCGAUAGACACUAAACGUCACACCUUACAAAGAAAAAAUUGAAAUUCAUAGUUCAUCCUUGGCAUCACUUCCACCCACUGUGGGCCACUCACAUAUUAAGCAUUUGAGUUGCUUUCAGUUUCUUCAUCUGUUAAUCUUUGCAGUCUCUUUCAAACUCUUUUCAACCAAAAAUACAGGAAUAUGGGACAUGUAUGGUGAGGGUAAGGGUAUUAGGUAGCUUGAAAAUAUUUUCAUGGACCAAAGGAGGGUCCUGCAGAAGAACUUUGGGAACCAUUUCAUGACAUACCCCAGACCUGAUUUACAGCAGAUAAAUGCGUCUUUCAUUCUGUCAGCACUGUGCGCUGUCUGGGUGGGCUGAGCGGCUCCAUGCUGCUGGGAAUGACCAGAGAGGAACUGAAGCAGGUGUGUCCAGAGGAAGGAGGGCGGGUCUUCUUCCAGUUACAAGCAGUCCGCUCUGCCUUAGCCGUAAGUGACACAACACAGUCCAACUUUACGCCAUUUAUCCAUAUGAUUUAUUGGAAAUCAGGCCAAUAAAUGUUGGUGUAAUAUUAAUGACUUUAUGACUGUUCUGUUUCAUUUCUGCAGGCUGCUAUUCAAAGAUAA